Molecule: messenger RNA, 3339 nt
Organism: Notolabrus celidotus (New Zealand spotty)
Lineage: Eukaryota; Metazoa; Chordata; Actinopteri; Labriformes; Labridae
Product: protein delta homolog 1
Exons: 7
Coding region: 160-1338 (392 amino acids)
Molecular function (GO): Notch binding; calcium ion binding
Source: RefSeq, a predicted model, not a curated record
CUCCAGUACACCUGUAGUGUCACUUUCAGAUGCACGAGGGGAUUAAAACGAGGUUACAUCAGAUCUUUUAAAUAUGAAAGGAGCUAGUUGGCAUCACAGCGACGGUGCGACAUAGACGCGUGGUGUUCAGGACAAAAGAGGGUCUUGCUUGAAAUUACGAUGCACCUCACAGCGGUCAUCAUACUUGUGGUCGUGAUAGGAAUCUCAAAAGGUUGGGAUUGCAGAGCACGGUGCAACACAGAAAAUGGGUUCUGUGAGAAACCAGGGAAGUGCAGGUGCAAACCAGGUUGGCAAGGAGAGAACUGUGACCAGUGCGUGCCCUUCCCUGGAUGCCUGCACGGAAAAUGUGAGAGGGCAUGGCAGUGCGUCUGCGAGGAGGGCUGGGUGGGCAGCCUAUGUGACCAAGACACUCGUCUGUGCUCAUCCCGGCCUUGUGCUGGAAAUGCCACCUGCAUAGAGACAGGAGAAGGGGGAUACCUGUGCAUCUGUCCACAAGGCUACACAGGAGAGAGCUGCCAACUGAGGAGAGGACUCUGCCACACAAACAGCUCUCCUUGUCAGAAUGGAGGCACAUGUACAGAUGCUGAUGGCUCAGCAGGUUUCUCUUCCUGUUUAUGUCCCCAUGGAUUUUACGGAGACUCUUGUGAGAUCAGCAUUGACAGCUGCCAGCCUAACCCCUGCCUCAACGGUGGCAACUGUACAAACCAUGGCCUGGCCUUUACAUGUGUCUGUCCGCAUGGCUUUGCCGGCUUCACUUGUAAUGACACCAGCAGCCUCUUACCGUGUGCAGGGAAGCCCUGCACCAACAAGGGCACGUGUGUUGGUCAACCAGAUGGAACCUUCCGGUGUGUUUGCCAGAAAUGGUUUACAGGUCCCACAUGUUCUCUGCAGCACAGACCGAAGGCAAGGCCCAAACCGGUUAGCACCAGGCCUAUGGACCACAGAGUGUUUGCUAUGACUCCGCAGCACUACUCUCUUCCUGCUCACACCUUCCACAAGCUCCUCCGACCUCCAGAGAGAGACCUGCUCAAGAUCACGCUGAAGGAGACCGUGCACUCUCCCGGCCUCCUCGUCACCCAUGGUCAGCUCAUCUGCUUUGGGAUGUUGGCCCUGCUCACUUGCCUGGUUAUACUUGGAACUACAGGUAUUGUUUUUUUUGGCCGCUGUGAGACAUGGAUGGCUAAUGCCAAGUACAGCCAGCUUGUGCGACAGCAAAGGGAACACCUGCUCAGAGAAGCUGGAACUGCGAGCCAGGAGGAGCCAGAACACUCAGUAAAUAUCAUCCUGCCGGAGAAGAUUAGACUCACAAGCUUUGGGAGACACUACACCUCCAUAUGAUAAAUGGUCUCCCCCUCUGGACAUAGUGUAAUAUGUAUGUCUGCAAACAGGAUGGAGGGAUACUAUGACUGUUGUACAGUUGUGUUAAUAAAGUGUGACAUACUGGACGAGACUGGGGUGUAUUUGAAUGUAGUCUACUGGACCUACUGGACAACUAUAACACUGGAUUGUAAAUGGACUUUUGAUCAAACUGAGAAGCUGCCCAAAUGUAUGAAAUCAUAACAGAUGUUCCAAAAAAGCACCUUGAUGGCUUGUUGAAUGAUGUCAUUGUGUUGUAUUUCUUAAGGACAUUUUUGAAUUUACAAUCUCUUACUCUAUCUCCAACGUUGAUUUCUUUUAAACAGUAGUUUUGCUAACAUAAGAGGAGAUGCAAAGUUGAGUUACAUUGAAAAAAAUGCAGAGUAGGUGACUCUUCUUUCAGUAACUAAUUAUAAGAUAUGAUUAUAAUUCUCCUCUAUCCGUCUUUCCAAUCCAACUCGGUCAAAGCAGAGGGCUGUCUGACAUAAGUCUGGUUCUGUUCAAGGCGUCUUCCUGUUGAAAGGAAGGCACCUUGUGUGCCACUGUAGGUGGCACACAAGGUGCAAUGCUCAUGGUGGAUUAAGAUGAGAUAAGAUCCAGUCCUGUCAGUAAGAAGGGACUGGAUCUUAUCCUGUCUUAAUGUUGGGUCUUUGUUAAUAAUUUAACAUAGACUAUGGUCUAGACCUGAUAUGUUUGUAAAAGCGUCUUGAGUUAAUGUUUGUUGUGAUUUGGCGCUAUACAAAUGAAGAUUGAUUGAUAUAAUGUGUUUCAAACAAUUUAAUAAUUGAUCCUUGGUUCUUUGUAUUUUUUUAAUCGUAAUGAUAAAUUUAAUCUGAUCAGCUUACAGCCUGCCUUAUAUGCAGAUUUGAUGUUUUUCUGUCUUUUGUGGAUAAAGCUAUGCUGGAUUUAGGACCAAUGGUUUAAAAAGACAUGCUAUAAUGACUGAUGUAUUCAGGCUUUGAGAUAUUUCAACCUACGUUUUUCAUUACCAUUACAUUUUAAGACGUUAUUAAAUGAAUUAACAAAUAAAUGUUAGUUCCAACCCUAACAGUCUCCAUGCAACAUAUUGUGAUUUUGUAGUUUUGUAAUUGAUGCAAAAAUACUCAUUGUGAGUCUGUGUAGUUAAAAUGUACAUAUAGUUGUUUCCACAUCCUGUAUUUCCUUACAGCCAGACCUUCAAAUGCUGCAGGUCACAACUCUACAGGUUGUUCCUGUAUGGUGUACGGGUACGGUUUGUACCUGGAGGUGUUUUCAUUUCCCACUUAAUCUUCUCCUCCAGCUGAUGUAUUAGUAUCAAGUUGUCGGUGUUAAAGCUAUAUAAGUAGAUGUACUCUCUGUUUACAGGCUGUUUCCAAGUCCCUGAAGUAAUGCCACUUUCUAUUUCACUUUCUAUGUCUUUUUGUAUCAGUGCCAUAACUACAUUUAUACUUAUUAACAUAUAGAUAAGGUAAAAACUUAUUUGCAGUUUAUUUUAGAUUGUUCCAGCAUUUCAUCUUCUGUCAGUGUCUGGAUUACACAGGUCGGAGUUAGAUAAUCAAUACUGUGAAAACUGUUAGAUGUUAUUGGCUUGUCUCAUCAUCCAUGAGAUUACAGCCCACUCCUGAUUAAGGAGAAAGUGACUGGAUUCCUGAUAGAUGAAUCCAUGAACAAUGUAUUUACAGACAGCAAGAAAGACAUAUGCCUAUGUCAGUAAAGAUAUCAAGUUGAAUAUGUAUUGGGACAUUGGUCCCGUCGCCAUCAGCCUGUAUGGAGAGCCUUAAUUUGGUGGGUUUGUCAUAUUUCUGUCAGGGUGGUUAACUUGUGCUCACAGUUUCAGGUUUUGUUUUGCAGAAGUUACAUUUUAUAAGUCUACAUGUGGCAUUUCUACAGGAGGCAGUGACCGUGCAGCACUUAGUAUUUGUUCCAGUCUGAGACUAUUUAUUGUUGAACUUUAAUGUUUUGUUGUCUGUUCAUUCCUUUUAAUAAAGUCUUCAAAAUCCCCAA